AUGCGGGGAGUGGCUCUGACAAGAACCGCGUCCCUGCGCGCAGCAAGAGGUGUCUCAGAAGGAAAGCGGCUUGUCGCGCCAAAGCCGGUGCCAUCCUUUAAACCUGUCCCGUUUAAACAGGAUAAGUUCCUCUCCAUCAAGAGCCGCACUGCGGAGACCUACUUCAACGCGCGUCAGCAGAUUCUUAGACGAUCUGCCACUGUAAUGGAGCAGGUCAAGAAGUUACAGCACCAAAAGAAGACGGAGAGCAAUCAUUCUGGUGAGUCGUGUUCAUUUGAGAACGGUGGAAGCAGCAGCGGCAUUGAUGACGGCGAAUACCGUGAACGUGUUCUCAUGAUGACGCCGCUCACGUCACAUAUGGCGGAUGAGGUCGACACAUGGAAUAGAAACCUGAAGAACCUUGGGGCACUUCAGGGAUUUGUUCUCACGGACGAAGUCGUCUACGGAGCUGUGUCUCGGAACAUACGUCUGGGCGCUUUUCCGUAUGUCUUGGAUUGGCUGCGGAGGGUUGCCCAGGAACGUCGCCUGCCCGUUCCCACAGGGAUGCUGCGCGAUCUGCGUGUGUUCAUAGACUUUGUGCAGUCUGCGUUGCCGUCAAGCAGCACCAGUUUGCUCGUGGUCCCAGAAACGCUUCUCGGGGCAUCGGAUGUUGGUGCUACUGCCGCCAUUGGAGCAUCUGCGGAGGACGCAGACGUGGCAGCGUUGCCCCGGUUAGUAAAUGCUUCGCCAUACGUACGUUACUUACUUAUGGAGAUGUACAUCCCCGUGUGGGAAUGCCUGCUGGAGCUGGGCCUCCUUCCAUCUGUGGCGCGGGAUGGGUCAGAGGCAUGGGGACUUCUGAUGGAGCAGCGACAUGAUGACGUGGUGGCAGGCCUGCUCAAUCGUAUGUGCUGUAGCGGGAUCGCGGCCCCACCCAGCAGCAGUAGCAGCAACAGUGCUAGCAAGGAGAACGACGUGGAGGCGCCGACUGUGCUGCAGGCAUUCACGGAGCUGCUCCUCGCCCUUGCACAGUGUGCAGCAGAGGCGAAGGAGUUCCAUCUCCUUAUUGAGUUGCAGUCGGUGUUCUGCACAGUAUUUGUUGAGAGAGGUACCGAUGGCGUGUCAGCCGCUUCUACUGGGUGGCGGCUGAGGCGGAGCCCGUGGUGCGUCAGUGUGGCGGACGAGGAGAUGUUGUGCCGUUUCGCCAAUGACUUUCUGGCGACUGUGUACUACGGCCGACAUGCGUAUCAGAGUGAAGUGACGCUGAGUCGUUGCCUUCGCCCCGCCGAAGCUGACAGUGACGUGCGCGACGAGAGUCCCAUGCAUGAGGAUCACAAAAUGGAAGAAGAUACUGAGGCAUCAUCAUCAUCAUCAUCGCUAUUAUCACAGCAGCAGCAGCAGUAUCACACAGACAGCGGGGAUCUCGAUGCCUCGUCACCCGAAGUAGCGUUGCAGAAGGGCAUCGAUGAAUUGUUGAGGGAGCUACUCGAAAAUGAGGCGGCAGUGCUCCAAGAUGCGUCCCUCUACGCAGCACUGGCGCUGGAGGACGCAUCGUUGUUUCCCGAAUCCGCUGCAGCUGCGCCGGACUGCCGAUUCAGUGCGGCGGAGCUGCAGUGGAUGCGGCUGCACUGCGAUAUGUGCCACCGGUGCCAGAGCGGGGAAGAUGUUGCUGCUGAUUUGGUGGAGCUCUUCCGUCCGGGAGGGGCAGUGGCGCAGAGCCUUGAGGCAAGUCGUGACAAUGUGACGGACCAGCAGUGUUUUCUGGCGCUGGCGAUGGAGACUGUCGUGGCCGUUGUGGCUGCUUCACCAACGCAUGCGACGGAUGGGCGGGUGGUGACGGCUCGAGUUGUGGUGGAGCUGCUUUCGCGCUUGGCGGAGCAGCAGCAGGAGCAGGAAAAGCCGAUCCUGUUGCCUCUCUACAGUGCAGCGUCUGCGGUGGUGCUUCUAGCCCCUUCCUUUGGCGUCCCCAGCAGCAGCAGUAGUAGUAGUAUUAGCGUCGGUAGCAGUGGGACUCCCGUAUGGAAUGAGGUAGACGCAAAGGGAGAGAGUGACAUCGAUGCUGCACACGACGCAACGCAUCUCCUAGAGGCUUUGCUACCUAGUAUCGUGGGGCAGCCAACAGGUUUUGGUAACGCGUGCAGCGCAGUCCUUUUGGUUCUUAUUAGGGCGGAACUGUGGGAUUUGGUGUUGUGUGUAUUGCGCAAGCUGGACGAUGCCAACGAAGAGGGCGGCGAAGAGCACGGAAUCAGCAGUGUUGUGGUUGACCAGCGCGUUUGGGCGCUGACGUUUCGUAAGGCUCGCGAUGCCGGACGGGCAGAUAUUUGUCUCCUCCUGCGGCGCAAACGUGAGAGACUGUUUUACUAG
This is a messenger RNA of Trypanosoma grayi, 2343 nucleotides long. RefSeq lists its product as hypothetical. The coding region runs from base 1 to 2343 and encodes 780 amino acids. The record is from RefSeq and is a predicted model, not a curated record. NCBI's taxonomy places the organism in Eukaryota, Euglenozoa, Kinetoplastea, Trypanosomatida, Trypanosomatidae. The transcript has a single exon.